AUGGCCGACCAGAAUCAACCACCGUCACAGGAACCGGCAUCCACCGACGGCGGUUCCCCUCACGAAGCUCUGUUCCUCGUCCUGCCUUACCUCUCCGUACUCGAACUUAUCAACGUGUCCCGAGUUUGUACCUCCCUCCGCCGCGCCGUGGAGGAUGACGAUGGCAUUCUGCCAGCUUGCUUGAUACUGGUGGAUUGCAUCAACGUUACUGACGACGGGCUUCAAUUGGUGGUCUCCAACAAUCCGCUCAUCGCUAAGCUUCAUGUGCCAGGAUGCAUCAGACUCACACCAGAUGGGAUCAUAAGAGCAGUGAAGACGUUAUCCGACGACAACAGCGACUGCAGGCUGAAGAGUUUAUGCAUAAGCAACAUCCUCGGCAUCAACAAGCAACACUUCCACAGUCUCUGCUCCUACCUCCAAAGUGCUCACAAGCUAGGAGACACGGCAACAUCCAACAUUAUCGACGUGGAUAUCUGUCCUGUCUGCGACGAAGUGAGGCAGGUUUAUGCCUGCCCACAGUCAUCAGAAAAGGGAAAAUGCAGCAGGAGGGGAUGCAAGCUGUGCAUUCCGAGGUGUGAGGAAUGCGGAAGAUGUGCUGAUUGUAAGGAGGAUGUUGAACUAGAAGAGGCUACCCUUUGUUCGGAAGUCCUGUGCUCCGAAUGCUGGCUUCACCUUCCGAAAUGCAACCACUGUAACCAGCCUUACUGCACAAAGCAUGCCUACCGGCGGCAACAGCAGCAGGAUGGCUCUGGUGGUGGCACCGGGUGGCUAUGCGAGGCUUGUCACGUGAAAGCUAAUGAGGUCUUGGAGCAUGGUGAUGAUGAUGAUUGA
This is a messenger RNA of Linum trigynum, 831 nucleotides long. The record is from the annotation of a GenBank genome assembly. NCBI's taxonomy places the organism in Eukaryota, Viridiplantae, Streptophyta, Magnoliopsida, Malpighiales, Linaceae.